AUGGCGAUGAUGCAAGGGGUGCAGAAGAACACGCUGUACGUGGGAGGGUUGGCGGAGGAGGUAAACGAAUCCAUCCUCCACGCCGCCUUCAUCCCCUUCGGCGACAUCAAGGACGUCAAGACGCCGCUCGACCAGGCCACGCAGAAGCACCGCUCCUUCGGCUUCGUCACCUUCCUCGAACGCGAAGACGCCGCCGCCGCCAUGGACAACAUGGACGGCGCCGAGCUCUAUGGCCGCGUCCUCACCGUCAACUACGCCCUCCCCGAACGCAUCAAGGGCGGCGAACAGGGCUGGGCCGCCCAACCUAUUUGGGCGGAUGCGGAUACCUGGUUUGAGCGCCAGCAGCAGGAGGAGGAGAUGCGACGGAUUGAGACCGAGAAUCGCGCGGCGAUGCAGGCGGCGGAGGACUUGCACAGGAAACAAGUGACGGAACAGCGGGAGGGAGAGAAGGAAGAGGAAAUUGAGAUCAAGGAUGAUCCUAUGGCCAAGGCUGAAGCUGAGAUUGUACAACAAUAG
Sphenostylis stenocarpa is the source of this 516-nucleotide messenger RNA. The record is from the annotation of a GenBank genome assembly. NCBI's taxonomy places the organism in Eukaryota, Viridiplantae, Streptophyta, Magnoliopsida, Fabales, Fabaceae.